AUGUACCGACGCACAGGCGGCUUCUUUGGCAUCAAUGAAGCCUUGUUCUCCUCCGCACUGGCAGCAAUGGUGUUCAGUCUUCUAUCAUGUCAACCACUCACAAUUGUUGGAGUGACCGGACUGAUCGCGUUGUUCAAUUACACCAUCUACGACAUCAUCCAAAUGCACGAUCCCACCAUCUACCCUGCUUUUACAGCAUGGGUAGGCAUCUGGGCCGCCAUCUUCCAUUGGAUAGUAUCUUUUGGAAAUUACUGCGACUACAUGGCCUACGUUACAGACUUCUCGAGCGAAACGUUUGGCCUAGUCAAGGGCGUUGAAGAACUGGUCUAUCUCUUCGAACCUACUACGAUCGCAGGCGGCUACCUCUCCAUCGUCAUCGCUAUUCUGUAUUUCGGCUCCGUCUACGGUCUCGAGAAGCUCGGCAGUAGCACACUCUGGAAGCCAUGGGUCCGAGGCAUACUCGCCGACUACUCCUUCGCAUUCCCAACCUUCUUUUGGGUCGGAUUCUACUGGUUUCCCGGUCGACUCGCAAACACAGAAAUCUAUCGCGUACCGACGGUUGGCGCAUUCGAGCCGACUCAAGCCAGAAAUUGGGUCAUCGACUUCUGGAACCUGGAUGUGAAGUGGAUCUUCGUGGCGGUGCCAUUUGGGUUCCUGAUGAUGUUGUUGUUCUACUACGAUCACAACGUGUCCUCGCUCACGGCUCAAGCACGACAAUAUCCACUGAGGAAGCCUGCUGGCUUUCAUUGGGACUUCUUUCUUCUGGGAUGCACUUGCUUCGUUAGCGGCAUUCUUGGACUGCCUCUGCCCAAUGGACUUGUGCCGCAAGCUCCUGUGCAUACCGAUUCUCUGACUAUCUACGAAACCAAGCUGGAGAUCACUGAAACAAAGGAUGGUGGAGAUAUCAGGAAGCCAGUGGUCCACGCGACAGCAGUCGUGGAACAGCGCGUCAGCCAUUUCCUCAUGGGUAUGGCGAUCUGGGGGACCAUGACUGGACCACUCCUGACAGUUCUGCACAUCAUGCCCGCAGCAGUCUUCGCCGGUGUCUUCUUCGUUGUUGGUUGGGGCUCCAUCGAAUCCAACGGCAUCCUCGCAAAAUUCAUGUAUCUCAUGUCUGAACACCGCUUCAUCCAACGGGACAACCCGCUCAAUACCGUCUCGCAAAAGAAGAUAUGGCUCUUCAUCGGCAUCCAAAUCCUCGGCGUUGCUUGCACUGUUGCUAUCUCACAAACCAUCGCCGCAAUCGGCUUUCCCGUGCUUAUCAUCGCGCUCAUCCCCAUUCGCACGUUCCUCAUGCCGAAGUGGUUCACAGAACACGAACUCAGCGUCAUGGACGAUCUGACUGCGACGAACCCUGCGGUGCUUGUGAGCUUUGGCGGAACGCCGUCGGGCAUGAAACCCGUGAAGGAAGAGGGCGUUGAUGAUCUUGGAAGACUUGAGGCGACACGAACGGGGUCACAGCAUAGCGAGCAGAGCGCAGUACGUCAGCGUGCAGGAGAGCUCGCGAGAUAA
Messenger RNA from Parastagonospora nodorum SN15, 1512 nucleotides. RefSeq lists its product as hypothetical. Gene Ontology annotation, cellular component: plasma membrane. Gene Ontology annotation, biological process: transmembrane transport; monoatomic ion homeostasis; monoatomic anion transport. The transcript has 3 exons. Bases 1 to 1512 code for a protein of 503 amino acids. Gene Ontology annotation, molecular function: solute:inorganic anion antiporter activity. The record is from RefSeq and is a predicted model, not a curated record. Lineage: Eukaryota; Fungi; Ascomycota; Dothideomycetes; Pleosporales; Phaeosphaeriaceae.